Mandrillus leucophaeus (drill) is the source of this 3442-nucleotide messenger RNA. It is a transcript of the gene ZNF445, whose product is annotated as zinc finger protein 445. Gene Ontology annotation, biological process: regulation of transcription by RNA polymerase II. Bases 350 to 3442 code for a protein of 1030 amino acids. Lineage: Eukaryota; Metazoa; Chordata; Mammalia; Primates; Cercopithecidae. The transcript has 8 exons. Gene Ontology annotation, molecular function: DNA-binding transcription factor activity, RNA polymerase II-specific; RNA polymerase II transcription regulatory region sequence-specific DNA binding. The record is from RefSeq and is a predicted model, not a curated record. Gene Ontology annotation, cellular component: nucleus.
GAGCCGCCGGGAGGUAGGCGCGGGACCGGUGGCUGCGGUGGCGGCGGGUGGACCGAUUGUAGCUCGGCGGCGAGAGUCGAUGGAGUCUCGCUCUUUUGCCAGGCUGGAGUGCAAUGGCAUAAUCUUGGCUCACUGCAACCUCCACCUCCUGGAUUGAAGUGAUUCUUCUGCCUCAGCCUCCUGAGUAGCUGGGACUACAGAAAUGCUGGUUAUUUCAGUCACUUGCCGAUGACUUCAGAUGUCCCAGCAAAUGGCAUUGUUGACUGCAGUGCUGAGAAGAUACUUCUGAGGACCCACGUCUAAGGUGGACUCAGCUCGUGCUCUUCUGGUUAGUCCCUGAACAGGAGUGAUGCCUCCAGGCAGGUGGCAUGCUGUCUAUCCAGCCCAGGCCCAGUCUUCGAGGGAGCGAGGGCGGCUUCAGACAAUAAAGAAGGAAGAAGAGGAUGAAAGCUAUACUCCAGUGCAGGCUGCCAGGCCACAGACGCUCAACCGCCCUGGCCAGGAGCUGUUCCGCCAGCUCUUCAGACAGCUUCGCUACCAUGAGUCUUCGGGGCCCCUAGAAACUCUGAGCCGGCUCCGGGAACUCUGUCGCUGGUGGCUGAGGCCUGACGUUCUCUCCAAGGCACAGAUCCUAGAGCUGCUGGUGCUGGAACAGUUUCUGAGCAUCCUGCCUGGGGAGCUCCGGGUUUGGGUGCAGCUCCAUAAUCCUGAGAGUGGCGAAGAGGCCGUGGCCUUGCUGGAGGAGCUGCAGAGGGACCUUGAUGGGACAUCAUGGAGGGACCCGGGCCCUGCCCAGAGCCCAGAUGUGCAUUGGAUGGGUACAGGAGCCCUGCGAUCUGCACAGAUAUGGUCCCUUGCUUCACCUCUCAGGAGCAGCUCUGCUCUGGGGGACCACCUGGAGCCUCCCUAUGAAAUAGAAGCACGUGACUUCCUGGCUGGGCAAUCCGAUACUCCUGCUGCCCAGAUGCCUGCCCUUUUCCAGAGAGAGGGGUGCCCAGGAGACCAGGUAACACCACCCAGGUCCCUGACAGCCCAGCUUCAGACUAUGACUUUCAAGGAUGUGGAGGUGACCUUCUCCCAGGACGAGUGGGGGUGGCUGGACUCUGCUCAGAGAAACCUGUACAGGGAUGUGAUGCUGGAGAAUUAUAGGAACAUGGCUUUCCUGGUGGGACCAUUCACCAAACCUGCUCUGAUCUCCUGGUUGGAAGCAAGGGAGCCAUGGGGCCUGAAUUUGCAGGCAGCUCAGCCUAAGGGGAAUGCAGGUGUUGCCCCUACAGGAGAUGACCUCCAGAUUAAAACAAACAAAUUCAUCUUAGAUCAGAAACCUUUGGAAGAAGCAGAAACCUUAGCUGUGUCAUCAGGAUGUCCUGCGACAAGUGUUUCUGAGGGAAUUGGGCUCAGAGAAUCUUUUCAACAGAAGAGCAGGCAAAAGGAUCAAUGUGAAAACCCCAUACAAGUAACAGUUAAAAAAGAAGAGACCAAUUUCAGUCACAGGACAGGAAAAGACUCUGAAGUAUCAGGAAGUAAUAGUCUUGACUUAAAACAUGUUACAUAUUUGAGAGUUUCUGGAAGAAAGGAAUCCCUUAAACAUGGCUGUGGCAAACACUUCAGAAUGAGUUCACACCACUAUGACUACAAGAAAUAUGGGAAGGGGCUCAGACACAUGAUUGGCGGCUUCAGCCUACAUCAGAGAAUUCAUACUGGACUGAAAGGGAAUAAAAAGGACGUGUGUGGAAAAGACUUCAGCCUUAGCUCUCAUCACCAGCACGGGCAGAGUCUUCACACGGUGGGAGUGUCAUUUAAGUGCAGUGACUGUGGAAGGACUUUCAGUCAUAGCUCCCAUCUUGCAUAUCAUCAGAGACUUCACACUCAAGAGAAAGCAUUUAAAUGUAGGGUGUGUGGGAAAGCCUUCCGGUGGAGUUCCAACUGUGCACGGCAUGAGAAAAUUCACACUGGAGUGAAGCCCUAUAAAUGCGAUUUAUGUGAGAAAGCUUUCCGACGUCUGUCAGCCUACCGUCUGCACCGAGAAACCCAUGCUAAGAAGAAAUUUCUUGAAUUGAAUCAGUAUAGGGCAGCUCUCACCUACAGCUCAGGGUUUGAUCAUCAUUUGGGAGACCAAAGUGGAGAGAAACUCUUUGACUGCAGCCAGUGCAGGAAGUCCUUCCACUGUAAGUCAUAUGUUCUUGAACAUCAAAGGAUUCACACCCAGGAGAAACCCUAUAAAUGUACCAAAUGCAGGAAAACCUUUAGGUGGAGAUCAAACUUUACUCGUCAUAUGAGGUUGCAUGAGGAGGAAAAAUUCUACAAACAAGAUGAAUGUCAUGAGGGCUUCAGGCAGUCUCCUGACUGCAGUCAGCCCCAGGGUGCCCCCGCUGUGGAGAAAACAUUUUUGUGUCAGCAGUGUGGGAAAACUUUUACUAGAAAGAAAACUCUCGUUGACCACCAGAGAAUUCACACAGGUGAGAAACCAUACCAGUGUAGCGAUUGUGGGAAGGACUUUGCCUAUAGGUCAGCCUUUAUUGUUCAUAAGAAGAAGCAUGCCAUGAAAAGAAAACCUGAGGGCGGGGCAUCUUUUAGUCAGGACAGAGUGUUCCAGGUUCCUCAGAGCAGUCACUCCAGAGAGGAGCCCUACAAAUGCAGCCAGUGUGGCAAGGCCUUCCGCAAUCACUCCUUCCUCCUCAUCCAUCAGAGAGUUCACACUGGAGAGAAGCCGUAUAAGUGUAGGGAGUGUGGGAAAGCCUUCAGAUGGAGUUCCAAUCUCUACCGACAUCAGAGGAUUCACUCUCUUCAAAAACAGUAUGAUUGCCAUGAAAGUGAAAAGACUCCAAAUGUGGAGCCGAAAAUCCUCACUGGUGAGAAACGUUUUUGGUGUCAAGAAUGUGGGAAAACCUUUACACGUAAAAGAACCCUUUUAGAUCAUAAGGGAAUACACAGUGGAGAGAAGCGCUAUAAAUGUAAUCUGUGUGGGAAAUCUUACGAUAGAAACUAUCGCCUUGUUAACCAUCAGAGGAUCCACUCUACAGAGAGACCUUUCAAAUGUCAGUGGUGUGGGAAAGAGUUCAUUGGGAGACAUACCCUUUCCAGUCACCAGAGGAAACACACCAGAGCAGCACAGGCUGAACGUAGCCCACCUGCACGGUCUUCCUCUCAGGACACAAAGUUGAGAUUACAGAAGCUAAAACCAAGUGAGGAGAUGCCCCUCGAAGACUGCAAAGAAACUUGCAACCAGAGCUCCAGGCUCACUGGACUCCAGGACAUAACCAUUGGGAAAAAGUGCCACAAAUGCAGUAUAUGUGGGAAAACUUUCAACAAGAGUUCACAACUCAUUAGCCACAAGAGAUUUCAUACUCGAGAGAGGCCAUUCAAAUGCACCAAGUGUGGGAAGACCUUCAGGUGGUCUUCGAACCUGGCUCGGCAUAUGAAAAACCAUAUUAGAGAUUAG